AUGAUGGAGGACUUCAACAGCGAGACGGAUAGCGACUAUACCAGCUACUGGAGAGACUGGUUUGUGUCUUCUCGAGGGAACGAAUACUUUUGUGAAAUCGAUGAGGACUACCUGACGGAUCGUUUUAACCUCACGGGGUUGAACACCGAAGUUCCAUACUACCAAUAUGCUCUCGACCUCGUGACUGAUGUUUUUGAUCUUGAUGCCGAUGAUGAUCUGCGAGAGCAAAUCGAGAAAUCCGCCCGCCAUCUGUAUGGCCUGGUCCAUGCGCGGUAUAUUGUCACUACGCGUGGCCUAGCGAAGAUGCUCGACAAAUACAAGAAGUGUGAUUUCGGAAAGUGUCCCCGCGUCCUUUGCGAUGGACAUCCCCUCUUGCCCACGGGCCAAUCCGACCUCCCCAAUAUGAGUACUGUCAAGCUCUACUGCCCCAAAUGCGAAGACGUCUACAACCCGAAAUCCUCUCGCCACGCCUCCAUUGAUGGUGCCUAUUUCGGCACCUCUUUCCACUCUAUCCUUUUCCAAGUCUACCCUGCCUUGAACCCCGAGAAGAGCAUGCGCCGCUACGAGCCCAGAAUUUACGGCUUCAAAGUUCAUGCUGCUGCCGCACUUGCCCGCUGGCAGGAUGGUUGCCGCGAGGACUUGCAGGACCGCCUUGCCGAAUUCGGUAUGAAUCACCGGUUUAUCGAAGAGAGCGAAAGCGAUGAUGACGACGCUUUCGAAUACGGUGAGGAGGCCGAGCCCGUCAAGACCGAGAAAGUCGCCGGAGACGCGGCGUCUGGGCGCAUGGACCUAGGCAACUGA
Molecule: messenger RNA, 801 nt
Organism: Penicillium macrosclerotiorum
Lineage: Eukaryota; Fungi; Ascomycota; Eurotiomycetes; Eurotiales; Aspergillaceae
Product: casein kinase II subunit beta family protein
Exons: 3
Coding region: 1-801 (266 amino acids)
Cellular component (GO): protein kinase CK2 complex; cytoplasm
Molecular function (GO): protein kinase regulator activity
Source: RefSeq, a predicted model, not a curated record